GAAGCUGGAGGUCACGUUUUCAGGCUCCUGUACCUUCUUCCAGAUGGUAGCAGCAAGAUGAGAGCGUGGCCAGGGUGAUGCUGGCUGCCUUUUUGAGGCAGCGCCUCCUGCAGAUCCUCAUCAAUGGUAUCUGUGGACCUUCGAUGGUGGGGAGGUCAGUAUCUGUGAUGGAGCAGGCAGCAUCCACCACUCUCUAAGUGUGCAAUGGUGAUUUCACAGGUGCUCUAUUUGGAAACCAAAAAGGUAUGUGUUUUGUGUAUCCCUGUAAUAUGAACGAGUCAAGAGACGCCAUAAUAAAACUCACUUGACUUGACUUGCUGUGUGUUGUGAAUGUUUAUGCUCGUGUCCGUGGUAGGUGCGCGUCGCCCCUCUCUCGGCACCAGGCGUGCCCGCGCACAGACGACGUGCCCGCGCACGGCCCCGGCGCUGCCGAGACGUUAGUGGCGGUAGCGUCUAUAAAGGGCGAUAGCGGCGGGGCAGGGAGGGAGAGAGAGAGGUAGUGAGCGGCCGGCCGGCGGAGGCGGCGGUACCGGGGAUAUCCUCACCGGGAGGCGCCGCGACACAACACAACAGCCGCAAACUUUGGGAAAGUUUGCCAAGUUUUGUGAAUUUUUUUUUUGGGAAAGUUUUUGCGAAGUUUUGUGAAUGUUUUUUUGUUGGAAAAGUUGUGAAAAGUUUGCAAAGAAGUUGUUGUGAAGUUUGCAAAUCCCCCCGGGAGGGUUCUUUUGGAAAGUUGAGAAAACUUUGCGAAGCUCUUGUGAAAAGUUUGCAAAGAAGCUGCUGUGAAAAGUUUGUUAAGUUCUUCUGAAGUUUGCAAAGAAGCUCUUGUGAAGUUUGCAAAGCCCCCGGGAGUUUGCACGGUUGCCGAAGUUUGUGUGAAGUUGAGUGUUGGUCUGUGGCCGGUGCACGAUGCGUGCUCGGCGGCUGCUGCUGCUGCUACUCCUCGCCCUGGACGCCGUGUCGCUGGGCCGGCCGCUCUCCACCUGCACCACGGUGGACACGGAACACAUGAAGAAGAAACGGGUAGAGGCGAUCCGCGGCCAGAUCCUCAGCAAGCUGCGCUUCAGCAGCCCGCCCGACGAGCCGGGGCCGGCCGAGGUGCCGCUGCAGGUCCUGGCCAUGUACAACAGUACCCGGCUCCUGCUGCAGGAGCUGGGCCGCGACCAGCAGCACCAACAGCACGCCUGCCUCUCCCACAACACGCAGCUCGAGUAUUACGCCAAGGAGGUCUACAAGUUCGACAUGAUCGCCGGGCCCGCCGUCGACAAUGAUGUGAGCUCGUGUCGUGGCAUCACGUCCAAGGUUUUCCACUUCGACGUCUCCUCCAUGGAGAAGAACGUGUCCAACCUGUUCCGGGCCGAGUUCCGGGCUCUGCGGGUCCCCAACGGCAGCGCCAAGCGGAACGAGCAGCGCAUCGAAGUGUAUCAGAUUGUGAAGCCGGACGACCACAUUGCCAAGCAGCGCUACAUCGCGGGGAAGGUGGUGCUGACCAAGGGCUUCAGUGAGUGGGUGUCAUUCGAUGUCACCGACAGCGUCAAGGAGUGGCUCGUCAACCGGGACACCAACCUGGGUCUGGAGAUCAGUGUCCACUGUCCCUGCCACACCUUCCACGCCAAUGGCAUCAUCUCCACCGAGGGUGAAGUCCUUGACGUCAAGUUUAAAGGAAUUGAUGACUAUGAGUUUGCGGAGCGCGGGGACCUGGGACGGCUGCAGAAACGCAAGGAGCAGAAGCUGUUGUACGAGGGUCCGAACAACCCCCACCUCAUCCUCAUGGUGCUGCCCCCCCACCGGCUGGACAGCCAGCGACACGCCGCCCGCCGAGCUCUCGACACCGCCUACUGCUUCAGGCACUAUGAGGAUAACUGCUGCGUGCGCCCGCUCUACAUUGACUUCCGCCAGGACCUGGGCUGGAAGUGGAUCCACGAACCCAAGGGCUAUUAUGCAAACUUCUGCGCCGGCCCCUGCCCGUACUUGCGCAGCACCGACACGCAACACGGCACGGUGCUGGGACUGUACAACACGCUGAACCCAGAGGCCUCGGCCAGUCCGUGCUGCGCUGCCCAGGACCUGGAACCAUUGACCAUUCUCUACUAUGUGGGCCGGACACCCAAGGUGGAGCAACUGUCCAACAUGAUCGUCAAGUCCUGCAAAUGUAGCUGAGGGGCGCCCCGUGUACACGCGUGUCAACAUGGGUGUGGUACGUGUGCGGGCAGCAUUUGUGUGGACUAGUGCCGGUCACGUAUGUGCUCUUGUUUGUGUGUACAUGUUUGCAGCCCGCACUUGUGUGCACACGUGUAUGGUCUGUGUUUAUGUCUGAGGAAUGCGUGUGUACAGCUGUGUGAUCUGUGUGCGGUACCUGAGCAUGUAUGUGAAAGGUAUCUGUGUAGGAAGUACACAUAUACAUGCAUGUAAGAUAUACGUGUGUGUGUGUGUGUGCGCUCGCAAGAGAAUGUGUGUAGGGUGAGUGUGGGUCCAUGUUGGAGGUGUGUGCACAUGUGUGUGUUACUGCGUGUGUGUGCACGUGUGUGCCUGUGUGAGUGACUGUGUACGUGUGUGUGCGCGUGAGGGGCAGGCUCUGAGACCAGGCUGCAGACGGCCGGAGGGGAUGGGACGGUGCGGUGACCGGCGGCCUGGAUGGACGGAGAGAUUCACAACAGGGACACAACGGGCUGAGAGUCGGGGCCUGAGCCGUGGUCAUUGAGGAGAUGGGGGGAGCGUGGAGGAGACAGUAUGGAUCCCACGACCCCACACACUGCCCGUCCCACGCUCCACGGACACGUUAAACCCAGCGAGCAGCCGGAGCACCGGGCGAGGAUGCCCGUCGGGGUCACCACGGGGUGAGCUGAACCUGGCGCUCGGCUGAGACCAUCAAGGACACAGACACUGAGCCGUGGAGCUCCAGACAGAGGCUGAGGGGUGACCUUACUGAGGGUCACGGAUAAAGUGAACGCUCUCACUCCGUUCCCCAGGAUAGAGGAUUCUAGAACUAGAGGACACGGGCUUGAGGUGAGAGGGGAGAGAUAUGACAUUUUCAGUCGGAGUGCAGUCCGUAAGUGGAGCGAGCGGCUGGAGGGAGCUCUCGAUGUGCAUACAAUUAUGGGCUUUCAAAGACCGAUGGACAGAUACGUGGAGGUUCUGGGCCAAACACGGGCAAAUGGGGCUGGUCCAGGAUGUCCAGGUGGGCGGCACGGACAAGAUGGGCCGAAGGGCCUGUGCUCUUGUGUGACCAGGAUCGGUCAGAGGUCACUGACCCACGAGUGUGUGAAUCAGUGCCACCCGCCGCACACUACACCGCAGUCUGUGUUAAGGCAUCGUGGUUCUGUGACGGGGGAUUGGAGCAGCCCUGGACUACGGACCCCGCUCUGGCCCCACAGAACCCAAGGCCUUCCUCCCCCCCGGUCUCUCACCCCCCCCCCCCCCCCCA
Molecule: messenger RNA, 3424 nt
Organism: Leucoraja erinaceus (little skate)
Lineage: Eukaryota; Metazoa; Chordata; Chondrichthyes; Rajiformes; Rajidae
Gene: tgfb3
Product: transforming growth factor, beta 3
Biological process (GO): transforming growth factor beta receptor signaling pathway; SMAD protein signal transduction; regulation of cell population proliferation
Cellular component (GO): extracellular region
Molecular function (GO): cytokine activity; type III transforming growth factor beta receptor binding; type II transforming growth factor beta receptor binding
Source: RefSeq, a predicted model, not a curated record